UCCGAGCUCGGCGCGUCUCGGCAUCCAGGCGCAUUUGUUUCUUCCUGGCUUCCGCGCGCCCGGUUUGGCCGGGACCGUUGGGAGCAAUGCCGAGGGAUGUGAUUUUAGUUGUGUGCUUCUGUGUGUGCACCGCCAGGACAGUGGUGGGCUUUGGGAUGGAUCCCGACCUUCAGUUGGAUAUCAUCACUGAGCUCGACCUUGUGAACACCACCCUUGGGGUCACGCAGGUGUCUGGACUGCACAACACCAGCAGAGCAUUUUUAUUUCAAGAUGCAGAAAGAGAGAUCCAUGCAGCCCCUCAUGUGAGUAAGAAAUUAAUUCAGCUGUUCCGGAAUAAGAGUGAGUUCACCUUUCUGGCCACUGUGCAGCAGAAGCCAUCGACGUCAGGAGUGAUCCUUUCCAUUCGAGAACUGGAACACAGCUAUUUUGAACUGGAGAGCAGUGGUCUGAGGGAUGAGAUUCGCUAUCACUACAUACACAACGGGAAGCCCCGGACAGAGGCGCUUCCAUACCGGAUGGCUGAUGGGCAGUGGCACAGGGUUGCCCUGUCAGUCAGCGCCUCCCAUCUCCUGCUCCACAUCGACUGCAACAGGAUUUAUGAACGUGUGAUAGACCCUCCUGAGACCAACCUUCCCCCUGGAAGCAAUUUAUGGCUUGGUCAGCGCAACCAAAAGCAUGGUUUAUUCAAAGGGAUUAUUCAAGAUGGGAAAAUCAUCUUCAUGCCAAAUGGAUAUAUAACACAGUGUCCAAACCUGAAUCGCACUUGCCCAACUUGCAGUGAUUUCUUAAGCCUGGUGCAAGGAAUAAUGGAUUUACAAGAGCUUUUGGCCAAGAUGACUGCAAAACUGAACUAUGCAGAAACAAGACUUAGUCAAUUGGAAAACUGUCAUUGUGAGAAGACCUGUCAAGUGAGUGGACUGCUCUAUAGAGACCAAGACUCCUGGGUCGACGGGGAUCAUUGCAGAAACUGCACAUGCAAAAGCGGGGCUGUGGAAUGCCGAAGGAUGUCCUGUCCCCCACUCAACUGCUCUCCAGACUCCCUCCCUGUGCACAUUGCCGGCCAGUGUUGUAAGGUCUGCCGACCAAAAUGUAUCUAUGGAGGAAAAGUCCUUGCAGAAGGCCAGCGGAUCUUAAGCAAGAGCUGUCGGGAAUGCAGAGGUGGAGUUUUAGUAAAAAUUACGGAAGCAUGCCCUCUUUUGAACUGCUCAGAGAAGGAUCACAUUCUCCCGGAGAAUCAGUGCUGCAGUGUCUGCAGAGGUCAUAACUUUUGUGCUGAAGGACCUAAAUGUGGUGAAAACUCAGAGUGCAAAAACUGGAAUACCAAAGCUACUUGUGAGUGCAAGAAUGGUUACAUUUCUGUCCAGGGAGACUCUGCCUACUGUGAAGAUAUUGAUGAGUGUGCAGCUAAGAUGCAUUACUGUCAUGCCAACACUGUGUGUGUCAACCUGCCUGGGUUAUAUCGCUGUGACUGUGUCCCAGGAUACAUUCGUGUGGAUGACUUCUCUUGUACAGAGCAUGACGACUGUGGCAGCGGGCAGCACAACUGCGAUGAGAACGCCAUCUGCACCAACACCGUCCAGGGGCACAGCUGCACCUGCAAACCGGGCUACGUGGGCAACGGCACCAUCUGCAGAGCAUUCUGCGAAGAGGGCUGCAGAUACGGUGGAACAUGCAUGGCUCCCAACAAAUGUGUCUGUCCUUCUGGAUUCACAGGAAGCCACUGCGAGACAGAUAUUGAUGAAUGUACAGAGGGGAUCAUUGAGUGCCACAACCAUUCCCGCUGCGUUAACCUGCCAGGGUGGUACCACUGUGAGUGCAGAAGCGGUUUCCAUGACGAUGGGACUUAUUCACUGUCCGGGGAGUCCUGUGUUGACAUUGAUGAAUGUGCCUUAAGAACCCAUACCUGUUGGAAUGAUUCUGCCUGCAUCAACCUGGCAGGGGGCUUCGACUGCCUCUGUCCCUCCGGGCCCUCCUGCUCUGGUGACUGCCCCCAUGAAGGAGGGCUGAAGCGCAACGGGCAGGUGUGGACUCUGAAAGAAGACAGGUGUUCCGUCUGUUCCUGCAAGGACGGGAAGAUAUUCUGCCGGCGGACAGCUUGCGAUUGCCAGAAUCCAAGCGUUGACCUUUUCUGCUGCCCAGAGUGUGACACCAGGGUCACAAGCCAAUGUUUGGAUCAAAAUGGACACAAGCUCUAUCGGAGUGGAGACAACUGGACUCAUAGCUGCCAGCAGUGCCGGUGUCUGGAAGGAGAGGUAGACUGCUGGCCGCUCACUUGCCCCAGUUUGAGCUGUGAGUACACAACUAUCCUGGAAGGGGAAUGUUGUCCCCGCUGUGUCAGUGACCCCUGCCUGGCUGAUAAUAUCGCCUAUGACAUCAGGAAAACUUGCCUGGACAGCCAUGGCCUUUCGAGGCUCAGCGGCUCAGUGUGGACUAUGGCUGGAUCUCCCUGCACAACCUGCAAAUGCAAGAAUGGAAGUGUCUGCUGUUCUGUGGAUCUGGAGUGUCUUCAUAAUAAUUGAAGUAUUUAAAAUGGACUCGUCAUCGCAGAAGAAAAAAGGACAAAAUAACCAUCCAACAUGAUG
Molecule: messenger RNA, 2582 nt
Organism: Dama dama (fallow deer)
Lineage: Eukaryota; Metazoa; Chordata; Mammalia; Artiodactyla; Cervidae
Gene: NELL1
Product: neural EGFL like 1
Exons: 20
Coding region: 87-2519 (810 amino acids)
Molecular function (GO): calcium ion binding; protein binding
Source: RefSeq, a predicted model, not a curated record